Molecule: messenger RNA, 4169 nt
Organism: Leucoraja erinaceus (little skate)
Lineage: Eukaryota; Metazoa; Chordata; Chondrichthyes; Rajiformes; Rajidae
Gene: kcng3
Product: potassium voltage-gated channel, subfamily G, member 3
Exons: 2
Coding region: 418-1698 (426 amino acids)
Biological process (GO): protein homooligomerization; potassium ion transmembrane transport
Cellular component (GO): voltage-gated potassium channel complex; membrane
Molecular function (GO): delayed rectifier potassium channel activity
Source: RefSeq, a predicted model, not a curated record
AUAGAAUCAAGUCGAGUCGAGUGCAGGCUUUAGUUGGAGCGGCGCUGUGGUUAGUACAAUCCUUUCGCGUCACUCCAGUGUGGGGAGUCCUGCUCACAUCCCGCUGGUGCGGCAGAACCACAGAACGAGAGUGAGAGUGAGAGACAGACAGACAGAGAGAGAGAGAGAGAGAGAGAGAGAGAGAGAAAGAGAGAGAGAGGGAGAGAGCGGACGGACAGUUCAACUGAUGCCCUCGCUCCCCGCACAGGGACAGCGCCGCAAGCACCAAUUGCCAUGCCUGACAACUUUCCGACAUCAUCAGUGUUGGGACCCAGGAUGUAUCCGUCCGGAUACAUGUUCCAGCAGUGAGCGCAAUCCGCGCACCGAGCCCACGCUGAGAGUGCUGAAAGUAAAUUUAGCGACAGGCGUUGACAGAAAAUGAAAUUUGGAAGCGGCACAUUGAUCCUGAAUGUCGGGGGGACACGGUAUUCGUUCCCAAAGGAUGCGAUCAAGGACUUUCCCCUCAGAAGGGUGAGCAGACUUCACAGCUGCGCCUCGGAGAAAGAGGUACUGGAGGUGUGCGAUGACUACGAUCACGAAAGGAACGAGUAUUUUUUUGACAGGCACUCCGAGGCUUUUGGGUUCAUCAUGCUCUACGUCAAGUACGGGAAGCUCCGCUUUGUCCCUCACAUGUGCGAGUUGUCCUUUUACAACGAGUUGAUUUACUGGGGUCUGGACCGAUCGCACCUCGAGUACUGCUGCCAAAGGCGACUGGACGACAGGAUGUCCGACACCUACACCUUCUACUCCGAGGAAGAGGAAGAGUUGAAUAAGCAGAAGAAGAAGGAGUUAAAACACAGCCAGAUUGAUAGGAAGUGGCUGGACAGGAUGAGGCGGACCUUUGAAGAGCCCACCUCGUCUGUAGCGGCUCAGAUUCUGGCCACCGUGUCGGUACUAUUUGUAAUUGUUUCCAUGGUGGUGUUGUGCGCUAGCACUCUGCCAGAUUGGAAAACAGCCGAAAACAACAGUGUGGAAGAACACAGGUACACAGAAAAUUUAAUGGGACCAUCAGGGAUAAUCGAAGCGAUCUGCAUGGGUUGGUUCACCGCCGAGUGCAUUGUGAGGUUCCUCGUCUCUAAAAACAAGUGCGAUUUCAUGAGAAAGCCUUUGAACAUCAUCGAUCUGAUGGCUAUCACCCCGUACUACAUCUCCGUUCUCAUGUCGGUCUUCACCGGGGAAAACUCUCAGUUGCAGCGGGCUGGAGUGACGCUUAGGGUUUUGAGGAUGAUGAGGAUAUUCUGGUUGAUCAAACUUGCUCGGCACUUUAUCGGUUUGCAGACACUGGGCCUGACCCUGAAACGCUGCUACCGUGAGAUGGUCAUGCUCCUUGUCUUUAUCUGCGUCGCCAUGGCCAUAUUCGGUGCUCUUGCCCAGUUGUUGGAGUGCGGACUUGACCUGGAGGAUAAAAACGAAGCGUACGCCAGCAUCCCCGCUUCGUGCUGGUGGGUGAUCAUCUCCAUGACUACUGUGGGAUACGGGGACAUGUACCCGUUCACCGUCCCCGGCAGGAUCCUAGGAGGAAUGUGUGUUGUCAGCGGCAUUGUCCUCUUAGCACUGCCAAUCACUUUCAUCUACCACAGCUUCGUGCACUGUUACCAUGAGCUCAAAUUCAGAUCGGCUCGCUGCGGUAGGAGCUUCUCCAUGGAAUAUCUAAACUGACGGAGGGAGAUGAAGUAAGUGAAAAGAGAUCGGACCGGCACGGAUCAGUUGGGCAGAAUGGCCUGCUUCUGCGCUGUUGACUCUUUUAACCCAUUGAGAGUCCAGAGGUUGGGCCAGAACAGACCACCCAGGCUGAAGGAGAUUCAUGGCUGACUCGCCGUUGGCUGACUCGCAGAACUGCAUUGGGAUCAAAAAAUAUUUGCUAAACCCACAUCAAUCCUGGAAGUGUGACAACAUUGGUCAACCCAGAAAAUUCUCGUCAUUCAGAUGUUGAACAUAGUUGAGACCCUCUAAAGAUCUGAGGGAUUGCUAUUCAUCUCGAUUCUUUACACUGGCUCAAAGGCAAUUUAACAACCUGCUGGGCAAGGGGUGGGAAGAGAGAAUGCUUAAGGAGAUGUCCCCACCCUCCACCCCUCAAGGAGCAUUUUCAGCAGGCACUUUUCAAUCAAGCCAAUGGACCAAUAAAAACAAUUUAACUUUGAGCUACUGUCGGAACAUUUAUAGUUUGGCCUUUUCAACUCAUACCGUACACCUAAAAUAAUCUUCAAGAGGAAAAGAGCUCUUUGUCUCUUUUUGAUAGAACACUUUCAUGGGUCAUUAGGCUGUAGAACACACCUAGAGGAGUCAGUUAUGCACACACUGGGGAAAAAUAAUUAUCUGGACUGGUACCGAAUUUCUGGCAUCUUCAGCAUGACCAACUAGCAGCUGCACUUUCAAAGUUGGUGGUGGAAAAAGGUAAACUGUGGAAUAGUGAAAGGGUAAAGUUCAGCUAGACUGACCUGUCCUAGCUACAGAACUAGAAGAAAUAGUAACCUACUUCAGACGGUAAGGGUAGAGGGACGUAUUAUGACCAAGAAGGGACUAUCGUUCAAAUGUUUCUGUCAGGGUUGUAACAAACAUUGCAUUUGUACUACCAAACAAAUUCUGAGUCAUCAUAAAAUGCUUCAUGUUCUGAUCUAGGCAAGAGUUACUCUAGGCAUAUGAUAAGUAUAAUUAACACACAAAUAAUUAUUUAUUUCUGGGAACUGGACUGGAUCAGCUAUAUAAAAUUUAUCAAAGAAAUUUGCAAAAGGAAGUCAGGCGCAGGUUACAAUGUGGCAAGUGAUUCACCUGCUGACGUCCCAAAGCCUUUUCAUUGUGUGCACGAUAGGAGUGAUGCUACACUUGUCUGCAAGAGUCCAAUUCCAACAACAUGCAAGAAGCUGAACACCAUUUUGUAUAGAUUUUCCCUCUUGAUUGCUGCACCUAUCCAUGACCCCACCACCACAGUGUGUGCCGUCUGCAAAAUUACUGCAGUUAACUUGCCCGGAAUUUUCCAAUGAGUCAUCCCAACCCCUUGACCAGAAACACCAAGAAGGGCAAGGGCCUUAGGUACACAUGGACAUCACCACCUGCAUAUUCCCACCCACGUCACACAACAUAAUGAUUUGGAAAAUAAAUAUUGCUGGUCUUUCAUUGUCACUGUAUCUAAAUCCUGGAACUCAUUACCCAAAACAGUGUGGGAGUACCUUUACUGGAAUGAUUACAGCAGUUCAGGAAGGUGUCUCACUGCCUUCUCCUCAAGGGUGAUUAGGGAUGGGGUUUUUCAGUGAUGUCAAGGGGCUGAAAAAUUAAUUGAUAAAAUGUUGCACUCAGCAUCUAAUGUGAAGACUGGGCAGGGAAAGGAGGUACUGGACCAUCAGUUGCCGGAAAAAUCAGUGGUGGAUCUAUCGUUAGUUAAAUGUGGCAAAAAAGCACAAUGGAUUGAGAAAGUGGUUGAAAAAGCACAUUGGAUCCUGACUUUUGUACAUAGAGGUCCCAUUGUGCGGAUGGCCGCAGGAGCAGAGCCGAGCGCUGGCAGCUCGCUGUAAGUGUGUUGGGCUUUUUUGCAAGAGGGGUGUAGGAGAGAACGGCAGAUGCUGGUUUGCACUGAAGGUGGACACAAAGUGCUGGAGUGGCACAGUGGGACAGGCAGCAUCUCUGGAGAGGAAGGAAUGGGUGACAUUUUGGGUCGAGACCCUUCUUCAGACUCUCAGCUCUUAGGGCUAAUGGAAUCAUGGGAUAUGGGGAGAAAGCAGGAAUGGGGUACUGAUUUUAGAUGAUCCGCCAUGAUCAUAUUGAAUGGUGGUGCUGGCUCGAAGGGCCGAAUGGCCUACUCCCGCACCUAUUUUCUAUGUUUCUAUGUACAAAUGCAAGGGGCUAUAUAUAAAAAUGUAUAAAACAUUGAGGUAUGCAAGUGCUAGAGUAACUCAAUGGAUCAAGGAGCAGCUUUGGAGAACAUGGAUAGGUGGUGUUUGGAUCUGAAGAAGGGUCCCAACCUGAAACGUCCCCUAACCAUGUUUACCUGAGUUGUUGCCUGACCAGCUGAGUUACUCCAGCAUUUAGUGUUAUUUUGUGUAAACCAGCAUCUGCAGUUCCUUGUUUAUAUUUUCUAAAACAUUGGUUUGGACACAACUGGAGAACUGUGUCUGGUUCUGAGUGCUGCACUUUAA